Messenger RNA from Cutaneotrichosporon cavernicola, 756 nucleotides. RefSeq lists its product as uncharacterized. Gene Ontology annotation, molecular function: mRNA binding. The transcript has 7 exons. The record is from RefSeq and is a predicted model, not a curated record. NCBI's taxonomy places the organism in Eukaryota, Fungi, Basidiomycota, Tremellomycetes, Trichosporonales, Trichosporonaceae. Bases 1 to 756 code for a protein of 251 amino acids.
AUGUCGACGGCAGCGCUGGGAUUUUCUGAGACGGAGCGCCAAGCAGCUUGGGCCGCGUAUUACGCCCAACAAGGCUACACGCAAGACCAGAUCGCGUCGAUGAUGGCAUCGUGGGGUCCCGGAGAGUCUGAAAACGCCGAGGCAUCCUCGAGCGCGCCGACGUACGACGCCAACCAAUACGACAAGGACGGCUACAAGAUCGGCUCGGUCGGGAGCGGUGCGACGGCGCCAAAGAACGUGCCUGUUUUAGGCGCCGAGCUACUGAAGCCCAAGGAGAAGCAGAAGGCGCCGUCUCACGGCAAGGCCCCGAAGCAGAAACAGUCGGUCAACAAGCAGCGCGACACGGUCAUCCGUACGGCGGGCGGGCGGACGUGGGAGGACCCGACGCUGGUCGACUGGGACCCUGAAUGGUACCGCCUCUUCGUGGGCGACGUGUCGAACGACGUGAGCGAGCGGACGCUCGACGAGGCGUUUGCCAAGUACCGCUCGUACUGCAAGUGCAAGGUGGUGCGCGACCGGCUGAGCCAGAAGGCAAAGUACGGGUUCAUCGCGUUCAAGGACCCAGAAGACUUCCUCAAGGCGUGGAAGGAGAUGGAUGGCAAGUAUGUCGGCAACCGCCCCAUCCGCUUGAGCAAGAUCAAGGAAGACAAGUACGGCACCAUCGAAACGACCGCGCUGAGCAACCGCAAGGCCAAGCAGAUGGACAAGCUGCGGCGAAACGGUGGGCAGGACAAGGCGCGUCCCAGUCUGUGGUAG